AGAUUAUGAGACACUGAUACCUCACAUCUUCUACUUCCUGGUUCUUCUGUCGUAUGAACGUUACCAUAGCAAAAACAUUAUUACAAUGCCAAAGAUAAUCCAACUGUGUGAUGGCAUCAUGGCAAGUGGACAGAAAGCCACAACACACGCUGUGCCUGCUCUUCAACCGCUUGUGCAUGACCUGUUCGUACUGAGGAGCUCCAGUAGGUCAGAGAGUACUAAAGACUUGGAGACACAGAGAGAGGUGGUCGUGUAUAUGCUGACCAGACUAAUCCAAUUCCACCAGGUUUUAGAUAUGAUGUUGGCAGUGCUUCAGCAGGCUCAUAAGGAAAGCGAGGAGAAAUGGAAGCGACUGUCAAGGCAAUCCAUUGACCUCAUACUACCACUGCUUGCCAAACAACAGAUGAAUCUAGACUCCCAGAAGGCAUUGGAUUCCUUACAUCAACUGCUGGCAACGGUGGCUCCUACAGCUCUUAGGCCUGUUGACAUUCUACUCAAAACACUCUUAGUCACCCCUCAAAAUAUUGAUUCGUUGACCAGUAUACAGCGCUGGCUGGCCAUGGUCUUGGCUAUCUUGAACAUACUCAUUUCACAAUCCAAGGAAGAG
This is a messenger RNA of Anneissia japonica, 607 nucleotides long. RefSeq names its product huntingtin-like. The record is from RefSeq and is a predicted model, not a curated record. The transcript has 5 exons. NCBI's taxonomy places the organism in Eukaryota, Metazoa, Echinodermata, Crinoidea, Comatulida, Comatulidae. Gene Ontology annotation, cellular component: cytoplasm. The annotation marks the transcript as partial.